This is a messenger RNA of Elaeis guineensis (African oil palm), 2827 nucleotides long. Its product is annotated as ABC transporter G family member 11. Gene Ontology annotation, molecular function: ATP hydrolysis activity; ATP binding; ABC-type transporter activity. The record is from RefSeq and is a predicted model, not a curated record. Lineage: Eukaryota; Viridiplantae; Streptophyta; Magnoliopsida; Arecales; Arecaceae. Gene Ontology annotation, cellular component: membrane.
CAGGCUGUUGGUUAUCACAUUCUUCAUAGAAUUGUUGAGGGAGAGAAGAAGGAAUACAGAGGGAGGUGAAGCAGCUGUGAUCUUCUUCCCUUUAAAAAGUCACACCAAAAGCCAACCCAGAGAGGCUACUUCUGCAUGCCUUCUUAGUUCCCAUCUGGUCAAACAGCACCCACCCAUCCAUAUUUUUCUCUCCAUCUCCAUACGUUUCUCAUUUCCUUUUCCCUCCCAACUUCCUCCCAUCUCUUUUGUUCUCCUCUGUCUUAACUACUCCUAUCCCAUCCAUUAAACUACAUGGGCAUUUCUUCUUCUUUAUAUCUCCCACUUCCUCAUUUGUCUCCAACUCCUCACACCUUCAGCCUUCCUUGCUUCCAAGCAUAAGCGCACAAUCUAAAAACACACACAUUUUUUUUUUUCCUAAGUUCGCAUCAUAUCUUCCCUUCUUACUCAGUAACAACAUGAAGGAAGGGGAGAUGAGGAGCUCGGCAGGGCAGGUGAUGUUGGAGAUAGAGUCGAACAAGCCGGUGGGGAAUGGAAUUGUGGUGGCGGGGCUCAGCCCACUGAGUGAGACUCUGUGGAAGGAGAAGACUGAUACAGAAUUCAUCGGCGACGUGUCGGCGAGGCUCACCUGGAAAGACUUAACGGUGACAGUGACUUUGGCCAAUGGAGAGACACAGAAGGUCUUGGAGGGGCUCACCGGGUACGCCGAGCCGGGGACUAUUACAGCCCUGAUGGGCCCGUCGGGGUCCGGGAAGUCGACGCUCCUCGACGCACUCUCUAGUCGUCUUGCCACUAAUGCUUUCCUCUCUGGAACUAUCCUCCUCAAUGGCAGGAAGACGAAGAUGUCUUUUGGGACUGCGGCAUAUGUUACCCAAGAUGACAACUUAAUCGGUACUUUAACAGUGAGGGAGACAAUAUCAUACUCUGCGAGCCUCCGGCUUCCUGAUAAGAUGCCACAGGAGGAGAAAAGAGCUUUGGUGGAGGGCACCAUAGUUGAAAUGGGGCUCCAAGAUUGUGCUAACACUGCGAUCGGUAACUGGCAUCUGCGUGGUGUAAGUGGAGGGGAGAAGAGGAGGGUCAGCAUUGCCCUUGAGAUCCUCAUGAGACCCAGACUGCUCUUCCUCGACGAGCCCACGAGCGGUCUUGAUAGUGCUUCAGCUUUCUUUGUUACACAAACUCUGCGCGGUCUAUCAAGAGGUGGAAGGACAGUCAUAGCCUCAAUUCACCAACCAAGCAGUGAAGUUUUUGAGUUAUUCGAUCGCUUGUUCCUGCUCUCAGGGGGAAAAACUGUUUACUUUGGGCAGGCUUCAGAGGCAUGUGAGUACUUUGCCCAAGCCGGAUUCCCUUGUCCAUCUCUAAGAAAUCCUUCAGAUCAUUUCCUAAGGUGCAUAAACGCAGACUUUGAUAAGGUGAAAGCUACUCUAAAGGGAUCGAUGAAAACUAAGUUUGAGAGAAGUGAUGAUCCACUAGAGAAAAUAACUACAACAGAAGCUAUCCGAAGGCUAACAGAACUUUACAGUCAUUCCCAAUAUUAUUAUGCAGCAGCAGAGAAAGUGGAUGAAAUUGCCCGAGUUAAAGGAAUGGUGUUGGAUUCAGGAGGCAGUCAGGCUAGCUUCUUCAUGCAGGCUUUCACUUUAACCAAGCGCUCAUUCAUGAACAUGUCUAGGGAUUUUGGUUAUUAUUGGUUGAGGCUUGUGAUUUACCUUGUUGUGACCAUUUGCAUAGGAACCAUUUACUUGAAUGUUGGAACCAGCUACAGCUCCAUUCUGGCUAGGGGUGCAUGUGCUUCUUUUGUUUUUGGCUUCGUCACAUUUAUGUCUAUUGGAGGAUUCCCUUCGUUCGUGGAAGAUAUGAAGGUUUUUCAAAGAGAACGGCUCAAUGGACACUAUGGUGUGUCAGCUUUUGUCAUUAGCAAUACACUUUCGGCGAUGCCAUUUCUAAUCUUGAUAACCUUUGCCUCGGGAACCAUAUGCUAUUUUAUGGUACGCCUUCACCCAGGUUUCAUGCAUUACCUGUUCUUCGUCUUGUGCCUCUAUGCUAGUGUCACUGUCGUUGAGAGCUUGAUGAUGGCCAUAGCCAGUGUAGUUCCCAAUUUCCUCAUGGGAAUCAUCAUAGGUGCUGGAAUUCAGGGAAUAUUCAUGCUGGUAUCUGGGUAUUUUAGACUCCCAAAUGACAUUCCAAAACCCUUUUGGCGAUACCCGAUGUCUUACAUCAGCUUCCAUUACUGGGCACUGCAGGGUCAAUACCAAAAUGAUCUGAGAGGUCUUAUAUUUGAUAACCAGUCACCUGACCUCCCAAAGAUUCCUGGAGAGUACAUACUUGAGAAUGUUUUCCAGAUCGAUGUGAACCGAUCAAAAUGGUGGGACUUGUUAGUUCUCUUCAGCAUGAUUGCCAUGUACCGAAUCUUGUUCUUUAUCAUGAUCAAGGUAAGUGAAGAUGUGACUCCAUGGAUUAGAGGCUACGUUGCAAGAAGGCGGCUUCAACACAAGAAAAACAGUAACAAGCAUGCUUCUGCGGAUCUUGCCAACAGGACACCUUCACUCAGGGCCUACGUAGUUGAAGCAGAAGCAAGUUCCACCGGAACAAGUUAAAGAAACGUAAUUUAAAUUUCAGAAGAGGAUAUAUGUGAUACUUAAUGUUGUUUCAUUCUAACCAAACACCAUACAUGCAUGUCCAUGGUGUGAUUAAAGUUUAUUUUGCGCUUAUAUAUAGCACAUUAUAGAGAGAGAGAGAGAGAUUGCUGGAGCAAAUUGAUGUUCAACCUCUAUGAGAGGUAACUGUCAUCUAAGUUUAUAGUUCAAUUGCUUUCAUAGUUCUGCCAGUAUUAAAA